Halteromyces radiatus is the source of this 1308-nucleotide messenger RNA. Its product is annotated as pyridoxal phosphate-dependent transferase. The transcript is spliced from 4 exons. The record is from RefSeq and is a predicted model, not a curated record. Gene Ontology annotation, molecular function: pyridoxal phosphate binding; identical protein binding; transaminase activity. Lineage: Eukaryota; Fungi; Mucoromycota; Mucoromycetes; Mucorales; Cunninghamellaceae. Bases 1 to 1308 code for a protein of 435 amino acids.
AUGACUUCAAAACUUGCUCAAUUCGGAAAACGUCAUAUUGCUAAAGGCAUUGGUCGAAGUACAGAACUUGUUAUUGAAAAAGCAAAAGGAACUUAUGUUUGGUCAGUUGAAGGAAAGAAAUAUCUUGACUUGACCACUGGUAUUGGUGUCACUAAUACAGGACAUUGUCACCCUACUGUUGUGAAAGCUGUUCAAGACCAAGCUGCCACUUUAACUCAUGGUCAAGUCAACAUCUUUUAUCAAAAACCAAUGUUAGAUUUAAUUGAAGGGUUAAAACCCAAGAUGCCUCAUUCUUCUUUGGAUACAUUCUUUUUUUGGAAUUCUGGCUCUGAAGCUGUAGAAGCCGCCGUCAAGUUAGCUCGUCAUGCUACCAAGAAACAAAAUAUCAUUGUUUUCCAAGGUUCUUAUCAUGGUCGUACCAUGGGUACUAUGGCUUUGACUACUUCUAAAACUGUUUAUGCUAAAGGAUUUGGUCCUUUGAUGCCUGGUGUUCAUGUAUGUGCUUAUCCUUAUUUUCAACAAUGGGCUGCUCAUAAGGCGGAUCCUGUGAAAUUCAAUGCUGAAUGGUGUGGUGAAGAGGCUUUACAUCAAUUGGAUCUUGUUCUUAAACAAAGAAGUGAUCCUGAAGAUACAGCUGCUAUUUUGAUUGAACCUGUUCAAGGUGAAGGUGGUUAUGUUGUUCCUCCAAAGAAUUUUAUGAAGGGUCUUCGUGAAAUAUGUGAUAAACAUAAUAUUCUUUUAAUUUGUGAUGAAGUUCAAUCUGGUUUUGGUCGUACUGGUAAAAUGUUUGCUGUAGAACAUUUUGAUGUUCGUCCUGAUAUCAUGGUGAUGGCUAAAGGUAUUGCUUCUGGUUAUCCUUUAUCUGCUAUUGUAUCUACUAAAGAAUUAAUGGAUACUCAACCUCCUGGAUCAAUGGGUGGUACUUAUUCUGGAAAUGCUGUAGCAUGUGCUGCUGCUAAUGCUACAUUACAAGUAUUUAAAGAUGAAAAUAUUUUGGCAAAUUGUAAUGCUAGAUCUGAACAAUUCUUUUCCACUUUGAAAGAAAAGAUUCCCAAAUUAUUACCUGAUAAUAUCAAGGUAGAUAUUCGUGGUCUCGGUUUAAUGAUCGGUAUUGAAUUCUUAAAUGCUCCUAAAGGAUUUGCUAAUGCUGUUGCUAAUGAAGCUUUCAAUUUGGAUACUAUUGUUUUGACUACUUCUAUUUAUGAAACUCUUCGUUUGAUUCCUCCUCUUAAUAUUACUAAAGAAGAAACUGAUUUGGCUUUGGAUCGUAUCAUUUCUAGUAUUGAAGCUGCUAGUAAAAAAUUGUAA